This is a messenger RNA of Polyodon spathula (Mississippi paddlefish), 3669 nucleotides long. RefSeq names its product prickle-like protein 2. The coding region runs from base 553 to 3051 and encodes 832 amino acids. The record is from RefSeq and is a predicted model, not a curated record. Gene Ontology annotation, molecular function: zinc ion binding. The transcript has 8 exons. Lineage: Eukaryota; Metazoa; Chordata; Actinopteri; Acipenseriformes; Polyodontidae.
UUCCUUUCAAAUGUCUUGUGCUGGGGAGCCCUUGGAGAUCAAGUUAAACAUACGCUGGCUUGUUUGUCUGUAAGCUUCAUUUAAUAAACUAGAGGCUGAGCCUGUUGGAUUCAUUUGGGUUUCUGCAAAGGAAGAAGAGGAGGAGGAUAUGUGUUUCUUUUAGAGGAAAAGGAACAAAGCACAAAUUGUAAGGGGGGGACAGUUUACGUUCCAAAAGUCUUGUGAAAACAAAGUGCAGAGACAGUGCUUGACCUGCUGGUGCUCUGCUUCGAGAUUUUUUUUCCAGGAAUCUGCAAGUUUGAUAUGUGUCUCUUGAAAGGCUUUGACACUCUGUAGAAGCAACUAGCAGCGUUGCACAGAAAGGAUUGGGAAUAGGAUGUUUUAUCACAAUGCGGUGGUGUGUAUGCUGUUUGAGGAGGUUUGCAGUGAACAGUGCAUUAUAAAAACCAACGCCACCAGGGAACAGGGUGCUGACUAGCUUUCAGAGACUGCAUUGAAAGGAAGAUUUGCCUUCACUGUAAGUGCCCACGGAAGGAGCAUGUUGUGGCAGUGAUGCCUUUGGAAAUGGAGAAGACUGUGAACAAGCUCAUGUAUGACUUUCAACGCAACUCCACGUCCGACGAUGACUCCGGCUGUGCCCUGGAGGAGUAUGCUUGGGUCCCCCCUGGAUUAAAACCAGAACAGGUUCACCAGUAUUACAACUGCCUUCCUGAAGACAAGGUGCCCUAUGUUAACAGCCCUGGAGAGAAAUACAGAAUCAAGCAGCUUCUCCAUCAAUUGCCUCCACAUGACAAUGAGGUUCGGUAUUGCAACUCAUUGGACGACGAAGAGAGAAGGGAGCUGAAGCUCUUUAGUAACCAGAGGAAAAGGGAGAAUCUUGGAAGAGGCAAUGUGAGACCUUUCCCUGUGACUAUGACUGGGGCAAUCUGUGAACAGUGUGGAGGCCAAAUCAAUGGAGGAGACAUUGCUGUGUUUGCAUCAAGAGCAGGCCAUGGCAUUUGCUGGCACCCACACUGUUUUGUAUGCAGCAUAUGUGAUGAACUGUUGGUGGAUCUCAUUUAUUUCUAUCAAGAUGGAAAGAUAUACUGUGGCAGGCACCAUGCUGAACGCCUCAAACCCAGAUGUACAGCCUGUGAUGAGAUCAUUUUCGCAGAUGAGUGCACAGAAGCUGAGGGAAGACAUUGGCACAUGAAACACUUCUGUUGUUUUGAAUGCGAGACUGUGCUGGGAGGCCAGAGAUACAUUAUGAAAGAAGGAAGACCGUACUGCUGUAACUGCUUCGAGUCCCUGUACGCAGAGUACUGUGACACGUGUGGGGAACACAUAGGUAUCGAUCAAGGCCAGAUGACCUAUGAUGGCCAACACUGGCACGCUACAGAAACCUGUUUUUGUUGUGCGCGAUGUAAGAAGUCUCUCCUGGGACGCCCUUUUCUCCCUAAGCAAGGUCAGAUAUUUUGCUCCAGAGCCUGCAGUGUAGGAGAAGACCCCAAUGGUUCAGAUUCUUCUGACUCUGCAUUCCAAAGUGCUAGAUCAAGGGAAUCCCGUCGCAGUGCAAAAAUUGGAAAAAACAGUGGGAAAUUGGACACCAGGCAGGCCACGUCUAUGUUAGCGGCAUCUAGCAGAUUCUCUACUGAUAUUGACCCACUUUCUUUGCAAAUGGAUUUGCUGAGCCUGUCGAGCCAAGCACCCAGUCUGAACCGGGAACCGCAAGCAUGGAAGAGCAGAGGUGAACUUUACCAGUACGGACAUAAAACCGAGCAAAUGCAAAGUCCUUUACAACUUCUCAGCCAGUGCAAUGUGCGGAGCACAUAUAACUCUGUACACAGUCCUGGAGCACAGGCAGAAACAUGGGCAAAAGACCAUGGUAGUUCCAAGAGGGCUUCGACUUCUACUCUGAAGGGCAACCAUGACAACUGGACCCAAGAGAGUAAAGAGGUCUAUUUCUCACCAAAGCUGAAGACACCACAAGGCAGUUACGGCGACGUCUCCCGUCGUGGGUUUUCAGAGAAAAGAACUGUGAGCCUUCACGGGUACGAGAGAGAGGAGACGGUUGCCCAGCAAUGUCGAACCAGGAAUCCGUUCAAUGCACUUAGCUUUACUGAGCAACUUACACCGAUGGAACAAACUCCACGGGGUUCAAUGGAAUCGCUGGCGCUAUCCAAUGCUACAGGAACGUCUGCAGAUGGAGGAGCCAAACGCCAGGAGCAUUUGUCCAGGUUUUCAAUGCCGGAUUUAAGCAAAGACUCUGGAAUGAACGUGUCGGAAAAGAGCAACAUGGGAACUCUAAACUCUUCUGUGCAGUUCAGGAGCACCGAGUCUUUGAGGAGCUUGAAUUCUGUACAGCCGUAUCAAGACAUGGCGCCCCCUGCUGACAGACUGAAGUACCCUGUGCAGUACAGGGAGUCGCCUGCACACAUAAGGAGGUCACAGGGAUUUACCUUUGAGGAGGAAAACUCUGUCAACAGAGUGAGCAGUGAGCCUAAUGCUAGACUGCAUCCCCUGAGUGAACGGACUCGCAGACGCUCACAAGGGCAGGAGGAGCACCAGCGACGUCGCCAUCACCACCGGCCCAGGAGGUCCAGGCGUUCCCGCUCAGAGAAUGCACUCAAUCUCGCUGCUGAGAGGCAGAGCCAAGUGACAGACAGGCCUCAACUGCAUUUAAGAGGGGAGUAUGAUCAAUUUGUGCUACCCAGAGGCGGCAGAGAUGCAUUAGGGUACGGUUAUGAACGAGAACCUUACGGCCGCUGUCCCAGAACCACCUCUGAUCUAACACUGCAGAACCCCAUGAGCCAUCAUCGGCUAGGACCUCAGUUCAAUGACUACGAGGAUGACGACUGGUGCUCCACCUGCUCGUCCUCCUCGGAAUCGGAAGAUGAAGGAUACUUUCUGGGGGAGCCGAUUCCUCAGCCUGUCCAGCUCCGCUAUCUCACCAGUGAUGGACUUCUUCACAGGUACGGAUCUUCAGGGCUUGGCAGCUCUUCCACAAUGGGAGGCAGAGGACAACUUCGCACCAGGAAAAGGAGGAAAAGCAAGAACUGCAUCAUUUCCUAACAAAUGCGAUGGUCUAAUUCCACUCAAGAAUGUUAGCUUGCACAGUUGCACCCCAACGGUUUGGGAAAGUCUAUUUAGUACUUUCUUUAAACAAGAAAAGAAAAACAUGAAUUGGGGUUUUAAUAUUGUAUCAGGUCUAUUGAAAGUUUUGUGAUUUGACAUACUGUAACUAUCGACAGCACAAUUACAUUUUGCAUGUUUGCCAUUGUCACUGUUUCAAAAGUAGUUUAUUAUCUUACAUAGUUACCAAGUUUAUAUUCAUUUUUUCCUUCUAACAUUUUCUUGCACUCAGUAAUUAAAAACUGCCAACAAUAGCGAUGUUAGUGACUGCCUUUGUUUUUUAUUCAGUUAGCCAAUCAGUAAAGAGAGUUUUCCAGCUUCCAACUUGUUUAAUAGCUUUUAAUUUAAUUCUUAUGAAAUGUACAUACAAAUAAAUUCACUAAGUUAAGUAAGUUUUAGUGUACAUAUUGUGUAAAUGAGGUACUACAUAUUUUUAUAUUUUGUAAUGAUAGAAGCAUUUAUGUAUUAUAAGGUAGUUAUAGAAAAAAAAAAAAAAAAUGCAUGCAUGUUAUUUGCUGGCCCUGUCUUGAAUUGAAAUUAAAACAGUAUUUCACUGAA